Meloidogyne enterolobii is the source of this 1425-nucleotide messenger RNA. The record is from the annotation of a GenBank genome assembly. NCBI's taxonomy places the organism in Eukaryota, Metazoa, Nematoda, Chromadorea, Rhabditida, Meloidogynidae.
AUGCAACAAAUCACCGACUUCUUUUAUCAUGCUAAGGGCGAUCUCUUCUAUGGAUUUCUCCUUUUAUUUUCUUCCAUUUUGGCUUUUUUACUCAGAUAUUUUGGAUCAUUUGGUACUCGACGAAAACUGGAUGGUUUUAUUGGAUUUGGAAUUACGCUUUUUGUAGCGGGGAGAAUGUUGUUUUGCUCUUUAAUUGUUGUUGUUGUACAUUUAGUUAUGUUCCGAUUUAUUAGAAAUCCGAGAAUUUUAACAAAUUUGUCUUUCUACGGAACUUUUGUUUUCUUAGCCAUUCUUCGUUUGAUACAUUUUGUUGGUCUUCCAAGGCUUGAAUUUGUUACAAAUGCCAUCCAACUUAUUCUUACUUUAAGGGUAAUCGGAUUAAGUUAUGAAAUUGCUGAUUUUCGAUUAUCAAAAAAGUCUGACAAUAAAAAGAUUGAAUAUUUUAUUGAAAAAGAGCCUUCAACAUUUGAAGCUUUUAAUUAUUUUUAUAAUUUUACAGGCCUUUUUACAGGUCCUUAUUUUACUUAUCGCACUUAUUCGGAUGCUUUAACAAAAUGGAAAAGGCCACUUGUAUGGAGUAAACUUAAACCAUUGUUAACAGGAAAAAUGAAAACCUUGAGUUGGUCAUUGCCCUCAUUAAUUUUCCUAACAUGGCUAGACCCUGUGAAUGUUCUUCGUGGUGAACGUACUGCUUCUCUUUUGGGACUUUUUUAUGAUUUUGUUUGGUGUGCACUUGCAUUUUUAUAUCUCAGAAUGCGAAUAUAUAGUGCUUGGAUGGUUGCUGAAUCAAUUUGUUUAUUAACUGGUAUUGGACUUUAUCCAAAAGAAGGAAAAUCAACACCGGGUAAUGGACCGACGGAAAUGCAAAAAAUUAUGGAUAUCGAUUGGAAUGAUGUGUCCAUUGAAUUCGAUUCUGAAACCAUUAAUAACCUGGAUAUUCCUAAUGUAGAACAUAGUGAUGGUUUUCGUUCAGGAAUGCGCGCGUGGAAUAGAACAGUUCAGUUCUGGCUUGCCAAUUUUGUAUAUAGACGAAGCGAUAGAUCAAUUAGAAUGUUCUACACUAUGUUAGUUAGUUCCUUUUGGCACGGAAUCCAUCCUGGAUAUUUUCUCUCAUUCUUAACCAUUCCUCUUUGUACAGCCGCAGAAGAUAAAUUAUUCAAUACAUUUACUAUAGAGAAUAGAACUAAAUUAUUACAAAUUUCGUGGAGUUUUAUCCGGACGCGCGGAUUUGAAUUUAUGGCUGCUGGCUUCCUACUUCUUGAUGGUUGGGAUACUUUAAGACUUUGGGGAAGAAUGUACUUUUGGUUGCAUUUUGCUAUGUUGUUCGUAAUUGUGGCAACUUAUUUACUAAAAAGUGAGCCAAAUACAAAGCAAAAAGAUCAACGAACAAAAUUCCCGUCUAACGAUGAACAAAAAAUGAACUGA